This is a messenger RNA of Tachyglossus aculeatus (Australian echidna), 1721 nucleotides long. RefSeq names its product carbonic anhydrase 11 (gene CA11). Lineage: Eukaryota; Metazoa; Chordata; Mammalia; Monotremata; Tachyglossidae. The record is from RefSeq and is a predicted model, not a curated record. The transcript is spliced from 10 exons. Bases 567 to 1721 code for a protein of 384 amino acids. Gene Ontology annotation, molecular function: zinc ion binding; carbonate dehydratase activity.
AAGAGAAAGGAUUGGAGAAAGGGGAGGAAGAGAAAGAGAGGUAAAGAGAAGAAGCAAGAGACGAUUAUGGUAAAGGGAUAGAGGUGGGAAGAGAGAGAGAGAUUGAAAUAAAUAGAAGAAUAAAUAAUGGAAUAAGAGCUAAAGGGGCGGAAUAGGAGAGGAACAGAGAGCAGGAAGGAAGGGAAACGGGAAAAGAGAGGCAGAAAUUGAGGGCCAGAAGGCGUUAGAGGUGAAGAGGGGAAUGUAUUGAUCUGUAGGGAGGGACUGGAAAAGUUGGGUGGCGGGGUGUGGGGUGUAGCUGUCCUGACCCUUUGGGGGACCCUCCUGAGGCUUCCCCAGGGAACAGGUUGGUGAGGAGAGUGGGGUGGGGGGAAGGAGUAAGAAACAGAGGGAGUGACCCAGUGGGAACCAGACAGAGUGAAGUAGAGAGUGACAGCGAGAAAGCACACAGAGAGGGGGAGGGCUGUGGAAGGUUCCCUCCCGUCCAGCCUUCCCUUUCCAGGUGGUCCCCCUGCCCCUCCCUGCCUGGCCCCUUCCCCUUCAGGAACGGCUGAACGGCCAGGGCUAUGGGGAGAGUAGAUGGCCUCAGCCCGCCUAGGGUCCUGCUGCUGCUGGGGGCCACGCUGGGGGCCACAGCUCACAUCCGUCCCAUGCUGGCCCCCGAGGACUGGUGGACCUACAAGGACAGCCUCCAGGGAAACUUCGUUCCAGGACCACCGUUCUGGGGCCUGGUGAAUGCGGCCUGGAGCCUGUGCGCCGUGGGCAAGUGGCAGAGCCCCGUCGCUGUGGACACCGGCAGGGUCCUCUACGACCCCUUCCUACCCCCGCUGAGGCUCAGCACUGGUGGAGAAAAGCUGCGAGGGACCCUGUACAACACGGGUCGCCACGUGUCCUUCCUGCCAGCCCCCCGGCCCGUGGUCAACGUGUCGGGGGGGCCCCUGCUCUACAGCCACCGGCUCAGCGAACUGCGGCUGCUCUUCGGUGCCCAGGACGGGGCCGGCUCCGAGCACCAGCUCAAUCACCGGGGCUUCUCCGCUGAGGUCCAGCUGAUCCACUUCAACCAGGAGCUGUAUGGCAAUCUGAGCGCCGCUUCCCGGGGCCCCAACGGGUUGGCCAUUCUGGCCCUCUUCGUCAACGUGGCGGGAAACUCCAACCCUUUCCUGAAUCGCCUCCUUAACCGCGAUACCAUCACUCGCAUCUCCUACAAGCACGACGCCUACUUCCUUCAGGAUCUGAGCCUGGAGCUCCUCUUCCCUGACAGCUUUGGUUUCAUCACCUACCAGGGCUCCCUCACUGCCCCGCCUUGCUACGAGACGGUCACCUGGAUCCUCAUCGACCAGCCCCUCAACAUCACCUCCCUGCAGAUGCAUUCCCUGCGUCUCCUGAGCCAGAACCCGCCCUCUCAGAUCUUCCGGAGCCUCAGUGGGAACACCAGGCCUCUGCAGCCCUUGGCCCACCGGGCCCUAAGGGGGAACACCGACUUCCGACACCCGGAGCGCCGCUGCCAGGGACCCAACUACCGCUUGCACGUUUCCUCUGGAACUACAAAUAACAGCAGCCCCUUGGGCAACUCUUCUGGCAUUGGAAGUGAGUGGAAGGCUCUUCCCCACCAGCCACUUCGUAACUACCACGACUCCCCGCUGCUGGAGAAGAAAGCUGUGCCACCUCCCACCCCCUGCCAAGAGAGACCUUCUCCGCCAACGUCUAUUCCCCUUUCCUGA